AUGACUUCCCCAGCGACGGUUCUUCACAAUGAACCCUCUCCCAUUGUUUCCGUUGGAAACCAGGUUGCGGACAAGGAGAUUCGGCUCAGACGUGCUCGCCGGCGUGCACCUCUUGACCUUCUUCACGAUCUUGACAAGGUUGAGGAAAGAAUCACCGUCAGAGUAGAGGAUAUCGUGUCCUCGUCGCAACUUGAUAGCCGACAACACCAGCAGGAUUACGCGAAAGACAUUGCUGCGUCCCUCGCUCGUUCCCUGUAUCCCGUCGCCAGUGUCCAUCCAGCGCUCAUCUCAGCCGUCCAUUCUGCAGCAGCAGCACUCUUAGCCGUUUCUGGAUCCGCGUUGGCACAGGAAUCGUCUCGCGUGCUCUCGGCUUCUUCCCGCCAGUUUGAGAAUUCAAAUUCCUCAAAUCCCUCCACAGCAGCCGCCAAAUCUUUGAACUCGUCCCUCCCUCACUCCCCUUCCCCUCAUUCCCUGUCACCUCACUCCUCCCCUCACUCCGUCCGUCCGUUUUCCACGAGCACCGCGGCACCACCAUCGUCCCCGUUUGCACGCCCCCCGCAUCAGCCAUUACCGCAGCACAAAGACCUCCUCCAGCUGCCGCCUCCCCCUCCUGUGCCGCAAAGGCGGGUCGUUGUCACAGGCAUUGGCAUGGUCACCCCUCUUGGCGUCGGCUCCGCUGCCACGUGGCAGCGCCUGAUUGGUGGAAACAGCGCCAUCCGCGCCCUGACCCCAUCGGACAUAGCCAUUCCCGGCAUGACAGACAGCCUCGCCGCUGCUCUGCUCUCCCAACUCCCCUCUCGCAUUGCCGGCGUUGUCCCUCCUGUUCCUCCUGCCCCUCCUGCACCACCUGUUGCUGCUGAUAGCCGUCCCGACAUUCCUUCUGCUGCUCAUGCUGGGGUGGAAGGAGACAAAUCAGGUCUCGAGGGCAUGCCUCGGUUUGUGCAGCAUGCAAUAAGAGCGGCUGAUGAAGCCAUGAUGGAUGCGCGGUGGAUGCCGGAGGAGGAGGAGGAUCGCGUGAGAACGGGAGUGUGUGUGGGGGGAGGCAUCGGGAGCAUCAGCGAGGUGGCAGCAGCAGGCCACCUUCUUUUUGAGCAGAAGCCCAGGCGCAUCUCGCCGCACUUUGUGCCGCGGAUUCUCAUCAACAUGGCCGCAGGGCACAUCAGCAUUCGCCACCGCCUCAAGGGCCCCAAUCAUGCCUCAGUGACAGCAUGUGCCUCGUCAGCGCAUGCCAUCGCAGACGCCUUCCGAUUGGUCCGCUGUGGGGCUGCUGACGUCAUCGUGGCGGGCGGCACAGAGGCGUGCGUCGACGCGCUUUCCCUCGCUGGCUUCUCACGCAUGCGAGCUCUCAGCACGCGAUUCAACGACACGCCUCACCUUGCCUCUCGGCCGUUUGACAAGUCAAGAGAUGGAUUCGUAAUGGCAGAGGGAGCAGGCGUGUUGGUGCUUGAGGACCUAGACCAUGCGGUGCAGCGCGGUGCAAAGGUGUACGCAGAGGUUCGAGGAGCCGGCAGUUCAGCAGACGCCUUUCACAUCACACAGCCGUCUCCCCUGGCCACUGGUGCAGUUCUGUGCAUGCGAGCUGCUCUCAAGGAGGCUGGUCUGCAACCAUCCGAUAUAGGGUACCUCAAUGCCCAUGCCACCUCCACUCCCCUUGGCGAUGAGAUAGAAGCACUGGCGCUAAAGGCUGUAUUUGACCAGCAUGUGCUCUCAGGAGACCUUUCUUUCUCCUCCAGCAAGGGAGCGAUGGGUCAUCUGUUGGGAGCUGCAGGGGCAGUGGAGGCAGCUGUUGCUGUGAUGGCUCUGCACCAUCAACCUGCCCUUUCCCCUAUUCCCCCCUCCGUUCACCCCUCAUUCCGGCUGCCACUACCCUCAUUUCCUCUCCGCUCUCCCCUCAUUCCGCCUGCCAUUACCUCUCAUUCCCCUUCCGAUCACCCCCAUCCCCCCUGCCCCCUCCGCAUUUCCCCUCCGCUCACCCUUCAUUCCACUUGUCCUUACCCAUCAUUCCCCCAACGCUCACAUCGCACACCCAACAAUCCCCCCACACUCACCCCUCUUUCCCCCCACGCUCACCCCUCUUUCCCCUCACGCUCACCCCUCUUUCCCCUCACGCUCACCCCUCUUUCCCCCCACGCUCACCCCUCUUUCCCCUCACCCUCACCCCUCUUUCCCCUCACGCUCACCCCUCUUUCCCCUCACGCUCACCCCUCUUUCCCCUCACGCUCACCCCUCUUUCCCCUAAUGCUCACCCCUCUUUCUCCUCACGCUCACCCCUCUUUCCCCUCAAGCUCACCCCUCUUUCCCCCCACGCUCACCCCUCUUUCCCCCCACGCUCACCCCCUCUUUCCCCCCACGCUCACCCCCUCUUUCCCCCCACGCUCACCCCUCUUUCCCCGAGGAUCUCACCCAUAA
Closterium sp. Naga37s-1 is the source of this 2409-nucleotide messenger RNA. The record is from the annotation of a GenBank genome assembly. Lineage: Eukaryota; Viridiplantae; Streptophyta; Zygnematophyceae; Desmidiales; Closteriaceae.